UUCAAAUACAAUAUUAAAAUUGUUAGCGUUCAGAAAACGCAGCAUAUUUCUCCAAUCGCAUCCCUUCAAAUUCAUCUUCAUUGAAGAUCAACGGCUCCAAUGUCAAAUGACUCGUCGUCACUCCUUGAAUUCACUGGAUAACAAGGAAUCAAAAUCUGAAAAACCCUAAAAAAAACUCUCUUAACAUCAAGCAAUUUAUGUAAAUAAGAAUUCAUCCUCUCAUCUGCGCCGCCCAAUUUUUGCUGAAAAAAGAGAAAUUUGAAACACAAUAAUGUCUGACGAGGAGCACCAUUUUGAAUCCAAGGCCGAUGCAGGAGCUUCCAAAACUUACCCUCAGCAGGCUGGUACCAUCCGUAAGAACGGCUACAUCGUUAUCAAAAACCGUCCCCUGCAAGGUCUCUCUUUUGUUGUGGAAGUUUCCACCUCCAAGACGGGGAAGCACGGACACGCUAAGUGUCACUUUGUCGGAAUUGAUAUCUUCACUGCCAAAAAGUUGGAAGAUAUCGUUCCCUCGUCCCAUAACUGUGAUGUUCCGCAUGUGAAUCGUACUGAUUACCAGCUGAUCGAUAUUUCUGAGGAUGGAUUUGUGAGUUUGCUGACUGAUAGUGGAGACACUAAGGAUGAUCUGAGGCUCCCAACUGAAGAGAGCUUGUUGAAACAGAUCAAGGACGGGUUUGCCGAGGGGAAAGACUUGGUCGUGUCUGUCAUGUCGGCAAUGGGGGAGGAGCAGAUCUGUGCUCUCAAGGACAUUGGUCCGAAAUAGUUUGAGACUUGAUUCUCAAUAUGUUAUUGCAAUGUUAAAUGAGAUUAUUUUUAUAAGAGCUUUGUCUUU
Molecule: messenger RNA, 832 nt
Organism: Hibiscus syriacus
Lineage: Eukaryota; Viridiplantae; Streptophyta; Magnoliopsida; Malvales; Malvaceae
Product: eukaryotic translation initiation factor 5A-like
Exons: 5
Coding region: 272-763 (163 amino acids)
Biological process (GO): positive regulation of translational termination; positive regulation of translational elongation
Molecular function (GO): ribosome binding; RNA binding; translation elongation factor activity
Source: RefSeq, a predicted model, not a curated record